UACAAAUGACAAGAUUCCUAACCUUACAGGCACUUAGUUAGCUAUUUUUGCACGUGUUACACAUGCAGAAGUGUAGCAUAUUAAAGGAAAAACCUAAACCAUCACAAACUUGAAUGCAGCAUAUGAGCUAAACGGGAGCUGAGGAAGAAACUAUAGCAGCGUGGAUAUGUCGGACCCGGCGGCGCAGGCCUUACAACCCCGGCUUCUUCAAGCCCAGUCUGCUGGGUCAGCGGGCUCCAGUACUACUACUACUGCAGGCUCAGGAUCAGGGAACAGUGACCCGGUCAGACCAGGGCUCAGCCAGCAACAACGUGCAAGCCAGAAAAAAGCACAAGUCCGAGCUUUCCCACGGGCGAAGAAGCUUGAAAAACUUGGCGUAUUCUCCGCAUGCAAGGCUAAUGACACAUGCAAGUGCAAUGGAUGGAAAAACCCAAACCCACCGUCGGCCACACGUAUUGAUCUGCAACAGCAAGCAGCCAGCCUAAGCGAGCCCUGCCGCAGCUGUGGACAUGCUCUGGCUAAUCAUGUGUCACAUCUGGAGAACGUGUCUGAAGAUGAGAUUAACAGGCUGUUGGGGAUGGUGGUUGAUGUGGAGAACCUUUUUAUGUCUGUACACAAAGAAGAAGACACUGACACCAAGCAGGUCUAUUUCUACCUUUUUAAGCUGCUGAGGAAAUGCAUCCUUCAGAUGAGCCAGCCAGUCGUAGAAGGAUCCCUCGGAAGUCCACCUUUUGAGAAGCCCAACAUUGAGCAGGGGGUUUUGAAUUUUGUCCAGUAUAAGUUCAGCCACCUUGCACCAAAGGAAAGACAGACAAUGUUUGAACUGUCAAAGAUGUUCCUUUUGUGCCUAAAUUACUGGAAGCUUGAGACCCCUACGCAGUAUCGUCAACGUACCCAGAAGGAUGAUGGGACAGCUUACAAAGUGGACUACACUAGGUGGUUGUGCUAUUGCCAUGUUCCGCAAAGUAAUGACAGCUUACCGCGCUAUGAAACCACUCAGGUGUUUGGGCGCAACUUGCUCAAGUCCAUUUUCACUGUCACCCGACGCCAACUCCUGGAGAAGUUUAGGGUGGAGAAGGAUAAACUGCUACCAGAGAAACGUACACUUAUCCUUACACAUUUCCCCAAGUUCUUGUCCAUGCUGGAGGAGGAAAUCUAUGGUGAGAAUUCACCCAUAUGGGAGGCUGAUUUCACCAUGCCGGCCUCCGAUGGCACACAGCUCGGACAUCAGACAGUGAUCAGUCCGGCUUCAGUGUCUGGCUCUCCUGCUCUGUCCAAGUGUCUGAACAGCAGCUCUUCUGUCAGCAGCAUGGAUACUGGUGGAGCAGAACCAAAGACAGGAGAAAAGCGCAAACUUCCCGAGACCUUGACCCUGGAGGAUGCCAAGCGGAUUCGUGUGAUGGGAGAUAUACCAAUGGAGCUGGUCAAUGAAGUCAUGAUGACAAUCACUGACCCUGCUGCUAUGCUCGGACCAGAGACUAAUCUGCUGACACCAAAUGCUGCCCGUGAUGAGACUGCAAGGCUGGAGGAGAGACGUGGUAUCAUAGAGUUUCAUGUCAUUGGAAACUCACUUUCCCAGAAAUCAAACAAGAAGAUCCUGAUGUGGCUGGUUGGCCUACAGAAUGUCUUUUCACAUCAGUUACCUCGUAUGCCCAAAGAGUACAUAACACGACUGGUGUUUGACCCGAAACACAAGACCCUAGCCCUUAUCAAAGAUGGCCGCGUCAUUGGAGGCAUCUGUUUUAGGAUGUUUCCCACUCAGGGCUUCACAGAGAUCGUCUUUUGUGCCGUCACAUCCAAUGAGCAAGUUAAGGGCUAUGGUACCCACCUGAUGAACCACCUUAAGGAGUACCACAUCAAACACAAUAUCCUCUAUUUCCUCACCUAUGCUGAUGAGUAUGCCAUUGGCUACUUCAAGAAGCAGGGCUUUUCCAAAGACAUCAAAGUGCCGAAGAGUCGAUACCUUGGAUACAUCAAAGACUACGAGGGAGCGACCCUCAUGGAGUGCGAACUGAACCCUAGAAUCCCUUAUACCGAGCUUUCUCAUAUCAUUAAAAGACAGAAGGAGAUUAUUAAGAAACUGAUUGAGAGGAAACAAAGCCAGAUCAGAAAGGUUUACCCGGGUCUCACCUGCUUCAAAGAGGGAGUACGACAGAUCCCAGUGGAGAGCAUUCCAGGCAUAAGAGAGACAGGCUGGAAACCCAGUAACAAGGACAAAGGGAAAGAGGUGAAGGAUCCUGAUGUGCUAUACAACAUGCUGAAGAACCUUCUCGCCCAGAUAAAGACUCAUCCUGAUGCUUGGCCCUUUAUGGAACCAGUGAAGAAAUCUGAAGCUCCGGAUUACUACGAAAUCAUCCGUUUUCCUAUUGACCUAAAGACUAUGACAGAAAGACUCAAGAACAGAUACUAUGUGACCAAGAAACUUUUUAUUGCCGACCUACAGCGAAUCAUCACCAACUGUCGCGAGUACAACCCCCCAGACAGCGAGUACUGCAAGUGUGCCAACACCUUAGAAAAAUUUUUCUACUUCAAAUUAAAAGACGGAGGUCUGAUUGAGAAAUGAAGCCUGCCUCAGAACUAUUUCGACUGACAAGGAGUUACUUUCACAGCGGCCAAACGCCGAGAUAGAGAAGAUUUUUAGCUAUUGUCAUAUCUUGGUUAAGAAAAGGUUAUUUUCAAGGGGAAAAAAAAGAAUUGCUGAAAAAUUGUUGGACUUGCAUCACAGCCAGUUGAAUACUACAAGUUUCAAAAUGUGAUCCAGUUAAACUUACCUGAUGACGUCUUCUUUCAGUACUCGCAGUGGGUGAAUUAUCUGCUAAUACGUGUUUCAAUGAGUGUACCAAAGUUACAGGUCCAAGUAAUAAUGCGACUUUCCACCAUUCUUUGUAGAGUGACAGAUUCAGCUUUGUUGCAUUUUACAGGAGCCAGUGUUUAAGUAGUAAAGAGUUCAUUAAAAAAACAACAAAAACUGGACCUUGGGACCUAAAGCCACGUUGCCUUCCAUUACUGAGACACUUGAGCAUCCCAGCCAUUUUCAUAGGAAUGAAUAUAAAAGCUCUAAGGGGCAAAGUGCUUAGAGCACUUGAAAAAUGGGAAGUACUUUGCUAAGUAGUACUGAAACAAUUGAAUUAGUCAUUUGUUUAAAAAAAAGAAGAAAAAAAAAGAGUAAAAUUGUUACUCUCACGUGAAGUGCAAAUUCUGAAUGUUUGCAAGUGAGGACUUUUUUUUUUUUUUUUUUGCUUUCUCUUUUAAUAUUUACCAUCUAUUGAUUUUGAUUUUUUUUUUCCUAAAUGUUUGACUGUUGGUCAUGAUAAAAGAAAAUUGUCAUUUGGAUAAAUGACUAAUUAUGAGAACAGCACUGCAGAUGAAAAUAACUGCUGGUUGCAGCUCUACUGUUAAGACAAAUUGAGGCACUCCGUGAUGGACUGGGCAUAAAAUACUUCCAGCACUUGUGUGAUGAAGAAAAUAAGUAAGUCAAAAGUUACCUUAAUAGAAAAGUUUUCAUGCUAAUAUAAUACUUAUUUAUACAUAAAAUAUAAAACAUAAUGUUUAUGCAGCAUUCCAAACGAUUUUGAUGAGGUCACAGUUAGUAUAGCUUCUUUUGCAGGUGUUUACUGUACGUGUUUGAACUGAUUUGUCCUGUAGGACUGUCACCUCCACAUAGGGAGUGCUUUGUGUGUAGCCUCACUUUUGUGGUGGUUCCAUGUUUACUGGUUAGUUUUUGUUGCAAACACAAAAAACAGGGGAGGCAGAUUUUAAUCAGCAGUCCUGUAUAGAUUAUGACUUGGAAAGAGAACAUGACUUGGUUUAUUUUAUCACACUGUUCGCAAGCUGUGGAAGGUGUUAAUGCAUGGCUACAGUUUACAAUGUGCAUUAAAAAAACAAAACAAAACCUUCAGGCACAGUUGCAGGGUUUAAGUGUUUUUUUUUUUGUUUUGUUUUUU
Messenger RNA from Maylandia zebra (zebra mbuna), 3944 nucleotides. RefSeq names its product K(lysine) acetyltransferase 2A (gene kat2a). Gene Ontology annotation, cellular component: ATAC complex; nucleus. Gene Ontology annotation, biological process: chromatin remodeling; positive regulation of transcription by RNA polymerase II. NCBI's taxonomy places the organism in Eukaryota, Metazoa, Chordata, Actinopteri, Cichliformes, Cichlidae. The record is from RefSeq and is a predicted model, not a curated record. Gene Ontology annotation, molecular function: histone H3 acetyltransferase activity; protein binding.